CUACCAGUGCGCGCGAGCUGGGGGAGUCAAAACGUCCGCACACCUCAGAUCAUUGUUUUUUUUUUCCCCUUCUGAUGGCAAAGCCCGCGAACUAACAAACUGUCCGGGGAAAACUGAAGUCUUUUAUCGGUUUGCAAGCUCGAUAAAAAGUCUACGAGUUUUUAUGGAACAUGUCGGAGUCCGAGUUUUACAUGCAGUGUGAGGAGGAUGAACUCGCGCCAUGUCAAAGCAACACAGAUGAGACGAAUCAAACGGAGAACGUAAAUCGCGUGAUUAAUGGACAUGCAGCAGCUUCAUCGGUGCCCUCAGUGUCUCCUGCUCUCACUGUGCAGCCUUCUGCCAUCAAGACAACACUCGUGCCAGUUGUUCCUGGUUCUGUUGUACCACAGCCUUUACUGGCUGGUGUUCUUCAGUCUAUUCAGAUUGCUGCAGGUGGCAAGGGGCAACCCAUCUUCAUCGCUCCAAAGCCAUCUUCAGGCAACCAACAGAACAUUGCAACCCCAGUUGGUUACAUCCUGCCUACAGGCCAAGCUGUCACUUUUCUGACUCCUAGUCAGACAGGCCCGUUAAUCUCCCCUCAGCUUGUGUCUCCAUCAAGCACGCCUCAACCAGCAGCUGUUAAGAUCCCAGUCACUAUCAUCCACAGCCCAUCUGCUUUACAAACCGUCACCACAGUAACCUCCAGUGGGAUGCCUGCUGUGGGCAGCUCACCCUGCAACAGUCUUCCUCACACCUCCCCAACUGCCUCAGAACUGCCAUCAACAUCAUCUUCAGCACCACAACCUCCUCCUGCUGGUGCUGAUCAAAUGCAGAACCUACUGACGCAGCCGUCCUCUCAGGUCUCCUCUAUAAAGACCCGUGCCCGAGCCAAGAAAACAGCUUUUUCUCCUAUUAUUUCCCCCAAAGUAUUUCAGAAUGUUUUCAAGGCGCCUCAGUUCUGCUCUCGCUGUAAAGUGGCCUACAAAGUUGUUCAUGAGCUUCGUGGCUACAUGUGUCACUGUAAUCCAGAGCUCAUAAACAGCGUCCAUGCAUUGACCACCAAACCCAGACAAAGGGUCAGAAGGACCAAGCGUAGCAGUGACCCGAUGCAAUUCAUACCCAAUACGCAUAAGAGCACUAUUUCCCCCUCUUCUUCUUCAACCUCUCCUCCUCCUCCUCCUUCUCCUUGUCUGAAACACAUCACUACAUCUGAGAUACCAGAAGGAGUACACAGCCCUGGCACCGGUGACUAUGACGCGCAUGGCAAGCUUAUCAUGCUAGUGGAAGACUUCUACUAUGGGAUGGACCCGGGACGUCCUGUCCUGAUAGAGAAUAAUCAGGUGCCUGUUAUGAUGAAAUGCCAUCUCUGCGACAAGAAGCUGAAGAACAACAUCAAGCUGAUGAACCACAUGAAGCACCAUAUGGAAAUGGAGUAUCAGAGGGGUGAUGAGAAAUCCCACACGAUGUGCCAGCACUGCUUCCGCAACUUUAGCACAGCCUUCUCCCUGCAGUGCCACCUCGAGACCGCCCACAGCCAAGUAGAGUCCGCAUCACUCUGCAAGAUCUGUGAGUUGCAUUUUGAGAACACUCCCCUCUUUUUGCAUCAUAUGAAAAACUUUCACAAGCCUGGGGAAAUGCCCUACGUGUGUCAGGUUUGCAAUUUCCGCUCUUCUUUUUAUUAUGACGUUAUAAUUCACUUCCGUGAGCUCCACAAGGACACCGCUAAUCUUCUGUGCCCAUACUGCCUCAAAGUGUUCAAGUCCAGCAACAGCUAUCAGCUCCACUACAACAAACACCAGAAAAAAUCAGUGUUGCAUUGUGACAAGUGCCGGCUUCAAUUCCUUUACUCAAAGGACAAGGCAGAGCACAAGCUUUUAUUUCACCAGACCCACCUCAAGCCUGUGCAGCUGCUGGGGCUUAAACCUGGUACUAAGAUAACCAUCCGGGCUUAUUCAGUGACUAAAGUAAACGACAACACUAAUUUCAUUAAACCUAGUACGAGCAGUGAAAGCUCCUCUAUAGUCUCAGUUCCUGCAGCUCCGAGUGCUGUCCAGAGGAUCACACCUACGAAGAGAAAGCCUGUGGAGAGCAUGCUGGAAGUCAUGACCAAGUUUCAGAGACAAUGUGAGCCUUCAAGAAGUUGGUUCUGUAUAGAAUGUAACUUUGAGAUUCCAGAUUUUUCCACUCACUUCCCUACAUUUGUGCACUGCUCCCUGUGCCGUUAUAGCACCUGCUGCUCCAGAGCGUAUGCUAACCACAUGAUCAGUUAUCAUGUUCCUCGCAAAACUUCCACUAAAUACCUGAAUUUGUACAAACCCUGUCCAAAGUUGGGUAAACUAUGCUGCAGUACCUGUGAUUUUUCCACUGAGAUUGGAGACAUGAUGGCCAUGCAUCUGGCUAAGAAUCCAAGCCACGCCUUCAGCCAGUGCAAAUUCAGUGAGGGAUUUUCCAGUGGCUAUAAAAGAUUUGUUUUUAUACCAAGUGAUCUGAUUCGGAAGGACCAGGAGCUCAACAGUGGGUUUGCAUUACAGAAGCAAGAAAUUCAAGUGGAUCAAAAUUCCCUUCCACAAGCCACUAAUCCAGUGCCCUUUCCCAAGCGGUGCAUAAACCCCCCGGAUAGCUCUGCACACACCCCGUCUAUUCCCUCUGAAGUACAGCCUGUGGUUGAAAGCACUGUGCCUGAUGCCAAUUGUGGGACGCAGCCAAAGGAUUUAACACUACAGAAAAUAGCACUUUCCAGUCAAGCCCCCAUUCAAGCCGGGGCUAAACCCGGAGGAUCUCUUACUGUCACACAGCUCAAGAUUGUACUCUACGCCAUGUGCUUUGGCAUUCCUCAGGCAGCCAGCCAGUUCGAUAUUCAGCCAGAUGAAGUCCAGUCCUUGUUACUUAAGCGUCAGCUUCAGCUUGGGCCGCCGAAGAGCAGAGAAGGGUUAAUUCCUCGAGCAAGUGAUCGGUUAGCUGAGUGGGUAUUGUGUCAGCGUGAGCAGCAGCUUCCUGUCGAUGAAGCUAGUCUUUUUUCCAAAGCUGCAGAGUUCAUGAGUGCUGAUGGUGGGCCAGGCAUCUCUUAUGGCUGGGCUGUGGACUUCCUGAUAAACCAUGAUUUAUCUCUGCAGUCAAUGGCCACAUCCCGCCGACUGCUACCCCAUAAAGUUCAGGAACGUCUGCAAAAUUUUACCUCUUUUAUAAAUAACCAGGUCACCUCGUACAGCUUGGGUCUAUCAGCCAUUGCUGCUAUGGAUGAGCUUUCUAUUUUUGUAGACAUGGAGCAGCUUGACCCUGCCUCAGCCGAUUCGUCUUCCAUGAUGUCCGCCUUUAAAUUGGUUGGUGACAAGGAUCCGCUAAUAGAUGUUUUACUCGCCUCCCUAGCUGACGGCACGAUCUUACCUACCAUGGUGUUUCUUAGAGGAGAUCCUCUAAGCCCAGAUGCACCGACCUUGCCAGACAUCAUUUUGGAGGCCAAGCCGGAGGGCUUUUCUGAUGAUGAAAGACUCAAGCUAUGGUUUAACAAAGUGUGGCGUCGGCAUGUGAAGACAAACUCUAGAAGAAAGGGGAUGCUGGUUAUGGACCAGUAUCGGGGUCACCUAACUCAAAGUUUCCUAGCAUUGCUCAGCCGUGCAAACACUUUACCAGGCAUCAUCCCUCUGGCAUGCUCCUGUCGUGUGCAGCCUCUAGAGGCCUGUGUUGGUCUUGUGCUACGAGAGUUCCUGCAAGCUCGAUGGAGCCAGCAUGUGACUGAAGCUCCACAAGACCUCAUCGGUGCUGUGCCUGCUGACCUAGCCCUUUUGUUGUCAGCCUGGCUCCUUGAAAUGCUGGAUGUCCUAGCAGAAAAGCCAGAAUUUCUUCAACGUUCUUUCGAGCCAGUGUUGAACUCUAAUUUAGAGUUAGCCCCCGGAGGAUUUCCUGAGAUGGUGCAGAAUCUGACUGAAGCUCUCAUGAUGAGCACAACUCAAGAACAAGAAUCUAACGAGUCAGAGGCUGAAGACAAAGGCAACAUGUCAUCUGUUGCUUCUCCGAACUGGUCUUCACCAUCCAUGUCCCGAGCUCUGAAGAAAAUCUUUGAGAAAGAUGGUGAUCCAGACUCUUUCCAUUGAUUUGAAGAUGCAGAAAUGACAAAGUGAUAACAUCUUAAAAACUGACAAAAUGUUAGUGCUUCAGAUUGUUUUUAAUAUCGAACUUUUUUCAAUGCCAUGUUCUCUGACUGAUCAUUUGAUUUUGAUUAAGAAAAAAAAAACCUUCGGCUUAGUAGCUUAUUGAUCAUGUCUUAGUGUUUCUUGACUGUUCUUUUCAUUUUACAUACACUAUCUUAGCCUCGUUCUCUCAGUUUCUGUCAGUCACUGAUGAUGAUGAUGAUGAACAAUUUUUGAGUUAAGAGUUUGUCAUGUGUUUGUCCUCUGUCUGAGAUUUUUCCAUUAUUUCUGCCAUUUAUAAUAAUUUCCCAAAGUUGGCUGCAAGGGUCUCCUCACACACUGCUGCAUAAACACUGGAACACAUGCUGCAGUGAUAAAUGUAAGUUAGUGAUACUAACGUUGCUAGCAGUACUUGUUUCAAUCAUUUCCCUAAGUUCACCUUUAAAGUGUGUCUCUCAUUGUAGAAAUUCCUAUUGUAGCCAUGUACAGAUGAAUACAAUUGUGUCUGCUUUGACUGCUGGACUGUUUUAUAGUCCAGCCAAAGUGUUACUGUUCACAUUUUUCUUUGUGAGUACUAUUACUGCUGUGAAGCGUGCACAUUGCAAAUGAGCAAAACCAAUCUCCCUGUGUACAAGUGUUAAAGAUUAUCUACUGUAUUUAGGGCUGCUUAUGCAUAAUUAAAGGGCUGUCCUUUGAUAUUACAUAAACCUCAUUUUAUCACUAAAACAUUUUUUUUCCUAGACUUUUUCUAAAAGGGACAUUUUAUUUUGUAAUCAAUAAAUGCAUUGUUAAUGUUUGUUUAUA
Hemibagrus wyckioides is the source of this 4910-nucleotide messenger RNA. RefSeq names its product pogo transposable element derived with ZNF domain a (gene pogza). Gene Ontology annotation, biological process: regulation of DNA-templated transcription. The record is from RefSeq and is a predicted model, not a curated record. The transcript is spliced from 19 exons. Gene Ontology annotation, molecular function: RNA polymerase II cis-regulatory region sequence-specific DNA binding; DNA-binding transcription factor activity, RNA polymerase II-specific. Lineage: Eukaryota; Metazoa; Chordata; Actinopteri; Siluriformes; Bagridae. The coding region runs from base 171 to 4070 and encodes 1299 amino acids.